Molecule: messenger RNA, 1182 nt
Organism: Papaver somniferum (opium poppy)
Lineage: Eukaryota; Viridiplantae; Streptophyta; Magnoliopsida; Ranunculales; Papaveraceae
Product: glycine-rich protein DOT1-like
Exons: 2
Coding region: 1-888 (295 amino acids)
Source: RefSeq, a predicted model, not a curated record
AUGAAGAGCGGUGAGAGGAGAUCUUGGUGGCUUCUCUUACUCUUUCUUGCUUUGAUGAGUGCAUACAUGAAACCGGUUUGCGUUCAUGGGAGUGAUGAACACAACUUACCAGUUGACAGACAAUUUUCAGGACUUCAUCAAAACAAUAGCAAUGUGGAUGUAGCUGGUGGUGGUGAUGAUGCAAAUGUAACAAAUACUUCUUUUGAUGUGACCGCAGUUACUAAUGACAAAAAGAAUUCCGGUUACGGAGGUGGAGGAGGCAGCGGAAAAGGUAGCGGACAUGGAGGUAAAGUUCGUAGGCGAAAAGGUAAGAAGAAAAUGAAGAAGGGUGGUGGGGGUGCUGGAGGUGUUAAGGGAGAUGGUAAGGGGAUGGGUAGCGGUGGUGGAGGUGGAGGAGGCGGAAGUGGAAGUGGAAGUGGUAAGGGAGUAGGUAUGGGGAAGGGCAGCGGUGGGGGAGGCGGAGGAGGUGGUAAGGGGAAGGGUAAUGGUGGUGGAGGUGGAGGCGGAGGCGGGGGAGGUAAUGGAAAAGGUAACAAUGGUAGUGGUGGAGGUGGCGGAGGAGGAGGUACCGGAGGUGGCGGAGGAGGAGGAGGUGGUGGUGGAGGAGGAGGAGGAGGUGGUGGUGGAGGAGGAGGAAGUGGUUAUGGAUGGGGAUGGGGCGGUGGUGGUGGAGGAGGAGGUUGGGGAUUUUUUGGUCCUGGAGGAGGUGGUGGAAAAGGAGUAACAAGUGAUGGAGUCUUAACCCAUAAGAUCGGAGAAUAUGCAGUGUGCAUGGCUAAAGGGCGUUGCAUGGGAAUGAAACUGGAAUGCCCUCUCCAUUGUGGUGGCCCUGGCUGCUUUUACGAUUGCCGACACAUGUGCUCCGUUCGCUGUAGGCGCUCACUUUAGAUGACCAUCCCACUGCUACUAGCUAGCUUGCUAAUCAUGCAUGCAUUACUAAUUUUGAUUUGGUGAGGUUUAAUAUAGUUUUGGUGAUUGUGAGCAGUAGAAUCCAGUAAUAAUGCAUAAGUAAUUCAAAUGUAGCUUGCGAGUGAUGAUUGUGUGGAGUUUAAAUGUUAGCUUUUAAAUUGGAAGAGUUUGUACUUGAUGAAAACUUAUAACUUGAGUCUUCUAAUUUCUCAUGUCUUUCUUCUUCAGUUGCCCCAAAUUACAACCAAGACUCUAUUCGCCAAGGUUUACAUG